AUGUCUUCUGGAGGUCUUCUUCUCCUGCUGGGACUCCUCACCCUCUGGGCAGAGCUGACCCCCAUCUCCGGCCAGGGCCGGCCAGAGUUGUGUUAUCUUCCUGCUAAACCUGGGCGAUGUGAAGCUUAUAUGCCUCGCUUCUACUACAACUCGACUUUCAAUAACUGCCAGGAGUUUAUUUAUGGUGGAUGCAAUGGCAAUGCCAACAGGUUUGUGACCAGAGAUGAAUGCCACUUCACCUGUGUUGGUAAGUAG
Messenger RNA from Thamnophis elegans (Western terrestrial garter snake), 255 nucleotides. Its product is annotated as kunitz-type serine protease inhibitor ki-VN-like. NCBI's taxonomy places the organism in Eukaryota, Metazoa, Chordata, Lepidosauria, Squamata, Natricidae. Bases 1 to 255 code for a protein of 84 amino acids. Gene Ontology annotation, molecular function: serine-type endopeptidase inhibitor activity. The transcript has 2 exons. The record is from RefSeq and is a predicted model, not a curated record.